Cutaneotrichosporon cavernicola is the source of this 870-nucleotide messenger RNA. RefSeq lists its product as uncharacterized. Bases 1 to 870 code for a protein of 289 amino acids. NCBI's taxonomy places the organism in Eukaryota, Fungi, Basidiomycota, Tremellomycetes, Trichosporonales, Trichosporonaceae. Gene Ontology annotation, cellular component: mitochondrial inner membrane. Gene Ontology annotation, biological process: mitochondrial proton-transporting ATP synthase complex assembly. The record is from RefSeq and is a predicted model, not a curated record. The transcript has 3 exons.
AUGGCGAGCAGGACACUGCGCGCGCUACCCCGACCAACGCCGCGGUCGUAUACCCCGGUUCGAUGGACGUCGUCCAAGCCCCCUCCCCCCCCCUCCCCCACCCCCGACGCACACUCCGUCCUCGAACCGCCAAAAGACAAGGAUGGGACAUAUGUCGUUCCGCCCCUGUCCAAGCCGCCUGGUAUCCCGUUUCCGCCAACCACUGAUCCCGUUACUUGGGCCCGCCGUCGCGAACAGCUCAUGGACACGGAACGGAGGCGGGCCGAGAGAAAGCUGUUGAUCAAGGAGGCUAGUCAGGGUUACUUUCACGAUUACAACCUCGCGCGAAAGGCGAAUGGCGGCAAGUUGUGGGUCGGUCCCCCCGUUUUGAUCCGGGAAGACAAGAUGGCAAACUACUUCCCCGACAUCUCGGGCAAGGCUCUGACGGGGGAGACGGUGCAUACGACCGACCUGCUGCGCGGCAAGGUGUCGCUUGUGUCGAUCCUCAACACGCGGAUUAGCGAGGAACACGUACAGUCAUUCGUUGCUCCUGUGCUAGAGGAUUGGGAGGGCCAGCCGGCGUUCCGAUACAUGUCUAUCAACCACCAGGAUAAUGCGCUCAAGUCUAUGCUGGUGUCGUUCUUUGUUAGCGGGCUCAAACGCACUGUUCCACAGGAGAGGUGGGGGUCGUAUAUCUUUGCGAGUGGCGAGUGGUCCAAGAUUGAUAUCACGGGACCGCUGGGGAUUGAUAAUAAGAUUCUCGGAUACGUCUACCUCGUCGAUGAGAACGCCAAGAUCCGCUGGGCGGGGUGCGCAAUGGCACAGCCAAAGGAGGCCGAGGACUUGCGGCGCGCGGCAGCCGUGCUGAUGCGUCGUAAACUGGACCACUAG